Messenger RNA from Dermacentor silvarum, 1402 nucleotides. Its product is annotated as ubiquitin-conjugating enzyme E2 W. The transcript is spliced from 7 exons. Bases 259 to 777 code for a protein of 172 amino acids. The record is from RefSeq and is a predicted model, not a curated record. Lineage: Eukaryota; Metazoa; Arthropoda; Arachnida; Ixodida; Ixodidae.
CUUUGUCCAGCACUGAAUACAACUCCGACGUGGGUUCGCAGGUUGUUCAUCUCGUUGCAGUAAUUUCUAUGGGACUGUUCAUUUGCGAUUCACCCGUGACAAGUGCCCCGAACCGUGCUUUCUUAGAUGGUUUAUCCUCGCCGCAGGAGCGGCUGGUGUGAAUGAUGGGACUCGUAGCGAUGCCUAGGCUACCGGAUUCGCCGUCCAAGUGAAAGGGCAAUCGACCACAAGCGAAAACGCCAUGGCGUCAAUGCAGAAAUGGCGCUUCUCGGAGCAAAUGCAUGCAAGUAUCUAAUGGACGCACCUUCCACGUCCAGUGCGGGCAGUCUGUUCCUAAAGAGGCUUCAGAAGGAGCUGCUCUCCAUGCAGAAAGAGCCACCGCCGGGUGUGAGCGUAGACAUGGACAACGUUGGAUCCAACCUGACGCAGUGGAUCGUUGACAUGGAAGGUGCCAAGGGCACGCUUUAUGAAGGAGAGAAGUUCCAGCUCCUCUUCAAGUUUAGCUCCAAGUAUCCAUUUGACUCUCCAGAGGUGACCUUCCUGGGGCCCAACAUUCCGGUGCACCCCCACGUGUACAGCAAUGGCCACAUCUGUUUGUCCAUCUUGACAGACGACUGGUCUCCUGCCCUGUCCGUGCAGUCCGUCUGCCUCAGCAUCGUCUCCAUGCUCUCCAGUUGCAAGGAGAAGAAGCGACCACCUGACAAUUCGCUCUAUGUAAAGACCUGCAACAAGAACCCCAAGAAGACCAAGUGGUGGUACCACGAUGACUCGGUCUGAUGCCAGAGGGCACCUCCUAUCUCACCACCACCACCACUUCCUCUAGUCACGCUGCUCCGAUCGCUUGGUCGGUGCCGCCGUCUGCCACAGUGAAAUAAAUCGUUCGUCCUGCACGUCUCUGUGCCCCCGAGGCAGCAGAAGCAGGCUCUGUCGGGAACAGCGAAAAGCCUCGCCUCUCUCCACUUGCAACGGGCGACACCAGGUGGCGGCGGCGGCAGGGCUUCGAGAAUGGCAUCUGGCUACCUCCAUGUGCUGCCUCUCUUGGGGCAGGCCCCGAGGCUCUUGGUUGGGCCAGACCAGCCACUACAGCUACUACCGCGCUGGAUGAAUAAACCUUUAGUUUCUUUUUUUGUUACUUUCCCUGCAAGCUUAGGAUGCAGCCGUCUACUAGUGACAUGCGUCGCCAAGACCUUCGAUGACUCACUGGUCAGGUGGCUCUAGGCAGCCAAUGUGACCACCAUCAGUGAACGGACAAAACCUGUGCAGAUUUAAAAAAAAUGAAAAACAAAAGCCCGUUGGAAAGACAAGUUGUAGUUGUGCCGUCAGCCGAGGACAAGUGUGUUUUCCCUUUUAAACGUUGUUGUGCGAUGUAUGACGUCUAGGAAUAAAGACCAUGCCAAUUUUA